AUGCCAGCCAGAGGUGACCCUGAGAUCCAACUGGCCAAGCUGAUCCUGGAUCCUACACACCAGCCAGAUCUGACCCUGAGCCCCAGGCUAGCUGAGUUGACCCUGGGUUCUGCAUGCCAUCCAGAGAUGACCCUCAGUCCUGGCUCAACUGAGCUGACCCUGGAUCCCGCACGCCAGCCAGAGGAGACCCCAGCCCCCAACCUGGCUGAGCUGACCCUGGAGCCUGUGCACUGCCGACCUGAGCUCCUGGAUGCCUGUGCCGACCUCAUCAAUGAGCAGUGGCCCCGCAGCCGUGCCUCCCGCCUGCACUCCUUGGGCCAGUCCUCAGAUGCCUUCCCCCUCUGCUUGAUGCUGCUGAGCCCCCGUCCCACGCCAGAGGCAGACCCCAUUGUGGUGGGCCAUGCCCGCCUGUCACGGGUGCUGGACCGGCCCCAGAGCCUCCUAGUGGAGACGGUGGUGGUGGCCCGAGCCUUGAGGGGCCGUGGCUUUGGCCGCUGCCUCAUGGAGGGCCUUGAAGCCUUUGCUCAGGCCCGGGGCUUCCGCCGGCUACACCUCACCACCCAUGACCAGCUGCACUUUUACGCCCACCUGGGAUACCAGCUGGGUGAGCCUGUGCAGGGCCUGGUCUUCACCAGUCGGUGGCUGCCUGCCACCCUGCUCAGUGCCUUCCCCAGGGCCUCCUUUCCCCGGCCACCCUGCAGGGCCCGUAGCCUGACUGCCCAAGCUGCCCCAAGAGCCCCCAAGGGGUCAUCAUUGCCGCCACCCCCACCCCUGCCUGAGCCCUUGACCACCCUACCCCCACCUCCAGGAGGGCCCCCUCCACAAAGCCUGCUGGAGACUCAAUACCAAGACCUGAGAAGACGCCCCAUAUUCUGGAUGGAGAAAGACAUCUGAGGGCUUACCCAGGGCAAGAUGCUGUCUUUCUGGGUCAGUUGACUGCCCAGGACAGUACCAGCCUCAGCCCACUGGCCAUCCCUCAGCUUCUAUCCCCCAAGGACAGCUUCAGCCUAGGCAUGUUUCCUGAGUGCCAGUGGAGAUGGCGCCAUGGCUGUGGCUCAGAGCUCUCAGUGUGGCUGAAUAAAGGCUUCUGUUGGGUGUGGUUGUGACAGUGUAUUUGUUGACCCCCACCCUCAUCUCCCAGCCUUGUCUUAGGUCCUCUGUCCCUGCAGGGGCCCUCAGAUCCACCUCGGCCUUAGGGCCAUGGGUGGAGGGACACCUGCCUUUUACCUCUCUCACUCUGCCAGGCCCAGGGGACAAGGAGACAUUCACUCAUCACCAUUCACUGGGCACCUGCUGUGUUAAAGGCCCUGGAUUGGGCACAGGCAGUGGGGAACUAGACAGAUAGGGUCUCAGCCCAAGGGACAGGGCAGGCAUACUGUGGCAGGAUCCAUGCUGGGACAGUGGGAGCUCAAGUUUCCUCACUCCACUUGGAGAUCUGGUAGACCUCCCAGGGCAGGUGAUGCCAUAGCAGAGACCUGAGUGCUGAGUAGAAAUUAAGCCAGGCAAGGUGGGGGCUGAGUGUUCUUGGGGCAGGAAACAAAAUGGGCAGAGGAAAGAAGGGGACUUGUGAAAGCUGUAGGUGGGGGAGGUGUCAGAGGGCACGGUGGUGCCAUGGCAGAGAUGGACAAUACAGAAGGGGAGCUGCCCAAGCCAGCUUGGGUUGUGGCUGCUCUGAGAGGCCUAUGAGACCCCUUGGGAACCAGGCUUUACGCACCUCCCUCUCUUGUGAGGAGGAGCUGGAGGAGUUUUCCCAGCUUUCUCUGCUGUGUGGAAGGUGUGGCCAUGGCCAUGGAGUCUAAGCUCACACCCCCUCUCU
This is a messenger RNA of Globicephala melas (long-finned pilot whale), 1816 nucleotides long. RefSeq names its product N-alpha-acetyltransferase 80, NatH catalytic subunit (gene NAA80). Lineage: Eukaryota; Metazoa; Chordata; Mammalia; Artiodactyla; Delphinidae. Gene Ontology annotation, molecular function: acetyl-CoA binding; N-acetyltransferase activity. Gene Ontology annotation, biological process: protein acetylation. Gene Ontology annotation, cellular component: cytoplasm. The record is from RefSeq and is a predicted model, not a curated record.